Molecule: messenger RNA, 1130 nt
Organism: Podospora pseudopauciseta
Lineage: Eukaryota; Fungi; Ascomycota; Sordariomycetes; Sordariales; Podosporaceae
Exons: 2
Coding region: 273-1037 (254 amino acids)
Molecular function (GO): hydrolase activity
Source: RefSeq, a predicted model, not a curated record
CGACAUAAAGACAUAAGACCUAAAGAACACUGGUAGGUGGGUACCUAUGAAGGGAACAGUGAAAAGAGGACCUACCGUCAAAAAGGUUGACAAAUGACCUAACAUCUAAGGGGCGAUGGGAAAGACAUGUAAUUAACAUCAACACAACCUCGGCAAUCAUCCGCCGAGAAGAUUACCCUUUGAGCGUUCAGCCACCCGUCCAUCCGGACCCGGUCGAGGGGGAUCUUCAACAUCAUCUCUGUCUAUAAAUCCUCUCGUUCGCCCCCAAUUGAAUGGGCUCUGAAGGUGUCAGCAGUGAGCCCAGCCUCGACCCGUCACCAACCUGUGCUCCUCUCAUACCGCCUCUCAAAAUGAAGGUCUCAACCAUCACCCUCCCUAUGCUGGCCAGCCUGGCCGCCGCCAACCCAGUCGAGCUCACCGAGCGACAAUCCUGCCCCCCAAUCCACAUCUUCGGCGCCCGCGAGACCACAGUUCCCCAAGGCUAUGGAACCUCCCAGGGGCUAGUCAACAUGGUAGCCCAAGCCUACCCCGGCGCCACGCGGGAAGCGAUCGUCUAUCCCGCCUGCGGUGGGCAAUCCCAAUGCGGCGGUGUGAGCUACGAGAAUUCUGCUCGCCAGGGGACCGCCGCCGUGGUCCGCGCCGUUACAACCCUCAACCAGCGGUGCCCCGACACCAAGAUCGUCCUGAUCGGAUACUCCCAGGGCGGUCAGAUCAUGGACGGUGCGCUCUGCGGCGGGGCGGGCGCUACCCUCACGGGUGCUCCUCUUGCUGCCGUGAAGGCGGCUAUUUUCAUGGGCGAUCCGAUGUAUAACCAGGGGUUGCCGUACAAUGUUGGGACUUGCAGGGCUAGAGGGUUUGCUGGCCGACCCAACGGCUUCCAGUGCUCUCCGGGCAACCCGGCAAUCAUCCAGUCGUACUGCGACUCCACCGACCCGUAUUGCUGCACUGGCAACGAUGCCAACUCGCAUCAGCAGUAUGUCAACAAGUACGGGCAGCAGGCCUUGGCUUUCAUCCGUCGCCAGCUGGAUGCUGCGUAAGUUGUUGGCCGUGGCUUGGCAUCAAAAAGGGGUUCAGGGGGGUUACAAACAGUAGGGUUAGGAUAGCCUAAAAUAUCUAUGACAUUUCAGGAA